CUAUUAGUAAAAAAUCUCGGAGCAUUUUUAUGGAACUGGAUGCUAAUGUUGUUAGUGGUAAAAAUCAAAACAUUUUACCCUCUCAAUCAACCAAUAGAGUUUUGCAAAAACAAAUGUCCAUUAAUAGUAAUGGUGGACAAGUGAAAAGUUUUAAUGAAUUUAACAAUGAUAUAGUAAAAAGCGGAGAAGCAGUUGAAGAUGUAAAAAUUGAAACAUCCCAAAUAAGUGAAAAAUUUAAAUUCUUCGAAAAAUAUCAUCCAUCGGAAAAUAAAAAGAGAGUUUUUCGAAUAACCCCACCAAGAGAAGGAGUAGUAAAAAUGCCGGAGGAAAAUACAAGCGAAGAUGAUAAAAACUCGAAAGAACUAUCGCCGGAUAGAAAUGUAAUUGUUCAUUCGCGCACAACUUCAAUGAUGUUGAAUAAAUUUCGAGAAAUGGAAAAAAAUCAAAUUGGAUGUGAAAAUAAUAGUCCAAAACCUCUUAAAUGUUUUACACCCCCACCAGAUGGCAAUCGACGGCUCUAUGUAGAUCAAAAUAGUGACGAGUAUGACUCAAAUGAUGAAGAUGAUGAUGACGACCAAGAAGACGAAAGCGAUGAUGAUGAUGAUUACAAUAAUUGCUCACACUUACCUAAAGAUGAUGAAGCACUUAGAGAGGCUCUCAAUGCUGCCAGAGCAAAACAAUUGCGGAUUAAGUUUGAAAAAUGGCAAGCCGAUGAAAUAAAACGAGAGAAGGAUGAUGAAUUUAAUCAAAACAUAUAUGCAAAUAAUGUCUCGGAUGAAAACAGCAUCGAAAGCACUCAGUCAAUAAGGGAUCGAUUUGAAAAAAUGCGGAAUGUUGAAAGACCAGAACCAACUCGACCACGGUAUCAAGUUAAUCGCUUUGUUUAAUGCACAGUGGAUUGCUUAGUAGAAAGAGUGGCAAUUAAUUAAGGAAUGAAUCCAGAAUCAAAUGGUCAUAUUUGCAUAAUCUCAACAUCAGUCAAUAUUUUUUUUUAUCUAAUUUUACUGUAAAAUAAAGUAUUCAUAUCUUCCAAUUUA
Messenger RNA from Lucilia sericata (common green bottle fly), 1037 nucleotides. Its product is annotated as pre-rRNA 2'-O-ribose RNA methyltransferase-like. The annotation marks the transcript as partial. The record is from RefSeq and is a predicted model, not a curated record. The transcript is spliced from 4 exons. NCBI's taxonomy places the organism in Eukaryota, Metazoa, Arthropoda, Insecta, Diptera, Calliphoridae.